AUGGGAAGUUGCAUGAGGGUUUGUCACAAGUUUGAGUUGUGUCGCUCAGUGGAUUGGAUACGAGAAACAAAGACAUGUCGGCUAAACACGAGAUUUGGCAUCAAUACUGUUAAUAGUCUUAUGACCGGUGGACGCAUCAUUCAUGUUGACCGGGAAAGUUUUCCGAAGCACAUGACGGCCGAUUGUCACAAGCUUGCCUGUACCGAAGAUGCAAUCUGUCUUGGGGGUAGUUGUAUGCCUAUUUUAAAAGAAAAAAUAUAUAAAGACUGUUCAGAUAUUGUAAAAAGAGACCCAAGCAAGAAAGGACAAGAUGGCGUAUACGUAAUCUACCCUGACACCCGGAGAGAGGUGUUCUGUGACAUGACAACAGAUGGAGGAGGGUGGACGGUCAUUCAAAGACGACAGGAUAGUCAAGUGAGCUUUUACAGAACAUGGAUAUUGUACAAAUCUGGAUUUGGGGAAGCCUCUACAAACUAUUGGAUAGGGAAUGACGCAAUCUACGCUUUAACAAGAGAUAAAAACCAGGAACUUCGAAUUGAUCUCGAGAGACAUGACGGCGAACAGGCUUAUGCUGUGUAUUCUACAUUUUACAUCGGGGAUGAAGACAAUAAAUAUACGCUUACAGUGUCUGGAUACAACGGAACAGCGAAAAAAAUAUACAAUGACUGUUCGGAGAUUUUGAAAAGAAACCCCAGUAAGAAAGGAAAAGACGGUGUGUACAUUAUUUAUCCCGACAGUCGGAGAGAGGUCUUCUGUGACAUGACGACAGAUGGAGGAGGAUGGACGGUGAUUCAGAAACGAGAAGAUGGUGAUGUUGAUUUUUACAAGACAUGGAUAGAGUAUCAACAGGGAUUUGGGAAUGCGACUAAAAACUAUUGGAUAGGGAAUGAGGCAAUUCAUACCUUAACAAAGGAUAAAAACCAAGAACUCCGGAUAGAUCUUCAGAGGCAUAACGGAGAAGAGGCUUAUGCUGUGUAUUCCACAUUUUACAUCGGAGAUGAAGACGAUAAAUAUAACCUGGCAGUGUCUGGAUACAGCGGAACAGCGGGUGACAGUUUAUCUUAUCACAAUGGUAUGAAAUUUACAACAAAAGAUCGUGAAAAUGACAACGACCAUAUUAAUGGUAACUGUGCUAUCCAAUGGCAUGGAGCCUGGUGGUAUGACAUUUGUCACCAAGCCAACCUUAAUGGACAGUAUGCACAGUCUGCAUUGUCUGGUUUCAAAUACAUGGUAUGGAGAAAGUGGAAAGGCUCUGAGGCAUUAAAACGGUCUCAGAUGAUGAUAAGAUAG
Saccostrea cuccullata (small rock oyster) is the source of this 1290-nucleotide messenger RNA. Its product is annotated as ryncolin-2-like. NCBI's taxonomy places the organism in Eukaryota, Metazoa, Mollusca, Bivalvia, Ostreida, Ostreidae. The transcript is spliced from 9 exons. The record is from RefSeq and is a predicted model, not a curated record. Bases 1 to 1290 code for a protein of 429 amino acids.